This is a messenger RNA of Stegostoma tigrinum, 3133 nucleotides long. RefSeq lists its product as uncharacterized. The coding region runs from base 133 to 750 and encodes 205 amino acids. Gene Ontology annotation, molecular function: fatty acyl-CoA hydrolase activity. The record is from RefSeq and is a predicted model, not a curated record. NCBI's taxonomy places the organism in Eukaryota, Metazoa, Chordata, Chondrichthyes, Orectolobiformes, Stegostomatidae. Gene Ontology annotation, cellular component: mitochondrion. The transcript has 4 exons.
AGAGCUGAGAGCAAGGAAUGCUUCAAGAAUUUCUGCCAUCAUCACUCUACCACUGUGGAAUUGCUCUUCCCUGCGAAGUCUUCUGUAACGUCUUCACCACUCAGAUCGUCCCACUGCCUGAGGAGACAGACCAUGAGACUGCUGGUACACUUCAGCAUGCUGCGUUCCUUUGUCACUGCUGUGAAACGUUAUUCUGUUACAUCUCAAACCUCAGACUUUGAGAACACUUACCGGCUCCAAGAGGCCUACCCUUACUUUCUACCGAUUCAGAGCCGUUGGCAAGACAAUGAUCAGUAUGGCCAUGUGAACAACAUAGUGUAUCACGGAUACUUCGACACUUUAAUCAACCAUUAUCUUAUCAGGUACUGCGGAUUAAAUGCAAAUCGCCAGACCUCGUCGAUGGUGGGGUUUAUCGUGAGCUGCAAAUGCUCAUUCCACGCACCUAUGAUGUUCCCUCAGAACCCCCUGGCAGCCCUCGGGGUGGAAAGGAUUGGCCGAUCUAGCGUGACCUACCGGGCGGCUCUGUUCAAGCCGCGCCGUGGCCGAAUCUCGCUGUCCUUGGAUUACAACGCCCUCUCCGACGGGUGCUACUCAGGCAGCCCGUUACUGGCCGGCUUCGAGAUCAUAGCCUGCACCACAGCAAGAUACACGCACGUUUUUGUAGAUGCAGCCAGCGAGAAGCCGAAGGAGCUGCCCGAACACUUCCGGAAGCAACUCGAAAAAAUUCUGAUGCAGCCAAGAGCUGCCUAAUCAAAUGCUUUAAAAAGCAUUUCUCUUGCAAGGUAAAUUUUGCGUCUGCUCACGCCUGCCAAGUUGGAAAGUUACCCGAGAAAUCUCUCCAGUUUCGUACCCAUUGAUGGUUCCUUAUGCAAUCACAAUCUCUUGGCAGCUUUGGCUGGAGUCGAGGACCUCGUCCCCAGCUCCGAGCCAAAUUUACCUUUAAGAGCAAAUUAAAGCCUUGGCAAAGGAGCAGCUGUAGAAUUGGGUUUUGUGAGAAAUUAAUUCUGUCAACUAUAUUCGGCUGCCGUGUAAUAAUUUUCCGGCAUCUCUGCAAACCUGAUCUGAAUAUAAAUCUACUAUUUCCUUUCAACCAGCUAUAUAGAUUCCUGAAUACUUCUAAAAAUCAAAAAGUGUACCAGAUUACUGUCAUUAAACAUUACAUAAAAUUUUACAGCACUGAAGUAUGUCGUUCAGUCAAUUCCCAGUGUUUCUGCUCCUCAGAAGAUUCCAAUUACUUCAUCUGCACCUCGCACUAUAUCCUUCCACUCCUUGAUCCCUCAUUCGUGUGCCUAGAUUUUGCUCAAGGCAUCACAACAGAUAGUUUAGCCCAUCUCACAUUAAAGGCUCCGGUGCCUAUCCAAUAGAUGAUGUUACGAAGAUCUUUAAUUGGCAUGAGAAAUUUUGCAAUCAUAAUUCUUUUUGACAUCCAAGCUGUGGUCCGGUUUCACAAUGCGAUCUCUUUUCCACUGGGCUCAUAUCAAAUACAAAUUGCAUGAUCGUUUUGUUGAGCACCUCUGCUCAGUCCACAAUAAGGACCUCCACUCUCCAGUUGUCUGUCAUUCUAAUUAUCCCCUAUCCAUCCCAUGCUAGCCAUCUUACAUUGGCGCCCAAACCAGCAAUUCCUGUAUUUUAAAAUGUUAAUGUUUAUUUUCAACUGUCUCCAUGGCCUCUCCUCUCCCUUUGCUGGUAACCCUUUCUAUCCUUACAACUCUGCAUUUCUCCAAUUCUGGCUUUUUCCCAGUUUGGAUCACUCCAUCUGUGGCGAACACACCUUCAGCUGCUCAGCCUCACACUCUGGAAUUCUCAUCUUCAACUUUUUCUCACUCUAUCUGUCUUCUUUAAAAUGCUUAUUAAAAUCUAUCUCUUUGAAGUGCAUUGAUCAACAAAGUCAAUAGGCAAGUGGGGGAAGCAUGCAGGAAGGUCUGCAAGACUGCUAAGCAUUGAAUAUGUUAACAUGACAUGUAUGCAAAGUGAUAAGAUUUACAAAAGGGAAAUCAUGCUUGGCAAAUCUGCUGGGAUUCUUCAAGCAUGUGGCUCAUAGAGUUAAUGAGGGAGAGCAAAUGGAUGUGGUUUAUUUGGACUUUGAGAAGGCUUUUAACAAUGCCCCCAUAAGAUAUUAAUGUUUCAAAUAAAAGUGCAUGGGGUAGGGGCACUAUAUCGGUAUGGUCACAAAGUUGGUUUGCAGACUGGAAAUGAAAAAUAAAUGUGUCUUUUUUUGAAUAGCAGCAGUGACUAUUGGGGUACCACAAGUAUUGGCACUAAGUCCACAGCUAUUCACAACAUAUGUUAAUAAUUUAGACAAGGGAACUAAAUGUAAUAUCACAAAAUUUGCAGAUGACAUAAAACUGUGUGGGAAGGUGAAAUUUGAGGAGAAUGCAGAGAUGUUUCAGAUUCUUUCUAUUUAAGAUAUUAAAGACCUCAAUUUUGAACACCUCUAUGAAAUCUCCUCUUAAAUUGUAUUACUUUGUUGUGAAGAGAAUAAUCUUGAUUUGUCUAGCAUCUACACAUGACUAAUUUUUUCAUCUCUGCAUUUAUUGUCUGCCUUCAUUCUCUGUUGCAUUCCCUAUAUCUCUGCAAUUUUGUCUUCUUUACCCAAUUCUCUUUUGAAUGUGACUAUCAAAUGUAUUUCCACCACCCUGUCAAACUCUGAAUAUUUUCUAAAUCCUAAUCACUCGUGCAAGAAUGAUGUUCUCUAUGAUGUUACUAGUUGUUUUGCCAAUUACUUUAAAUUUGUGACCUCUUGUUAUAAACCCUUCCACCAUUAGCAACGGCUUCUUUUUAUUUAGUCUAACCAAGCCAUUCAUAAUUUAAGCACUACAAAAGUGAACAACCCCAACUUUACAAGUCCCUCCACAUAACUACAAUCUCCUAUCCCUGUAACUGUUCUACUGAAACUCUUCUGCGCCCUUUCUAAAUGCUUCAUGUCCUUCCUAAACUUUGAUGCCCAAAUUUAGACGCAUCCUGAUAAUUCCUUCAUUUUUCUUUUUAUUCUCCCACUUACCUCAUACAUUUGAAAAAGGGGUCAAUUCUCCCCUUCUUGUUGAGAGUCGCUGGUCAAGAUGAUUGCUGAUUUAAUUGUAAUUGUAAACACUUUUCAUUAUUAAAUGCUAAAUAUUUGGCUUUUAUUUUACUA